CGCUCGGCUCCCGGGCCCCGAGCCUCUACUCCUUUGACACAAAGCGAGCACACCCAAAUUGCACCCAUCACCAAUUCGCCAAUCACUCACCCGAGCCGAACAAAUCGAAUCGAAUCGAAUCGAAUCGCGGGGAGCGCGCACGCGCAGCGAUCGCCGGCGAUGGCGAGCCUCACCUUGCCGCCGGCGCCCACCAACCCACGCCAGGACGCCAUCGACCUACACAAGGCCUUCAAAGGGUUUGGUUGCGAUAGUACAGCAGUAACAAACAUACUUACUCACCGCGAUUCGGUGCAACGGGGACUCAUUCAACAGGAAUACAGGACUAUGUAUCAUGAGGAACUCUCUCAGCGUAUUUCAUCUGAACUCAGUGGACACCACAAGAAAGCUAUGUUGCUGUGGAUUCUUGAUCCUGCUGGACGUGACGCAACUGUUUUGAGAGAAGCUCUGAGUGGUGACACUAUUGAUCUGAGAGCAGCCACUGAGAUAAUAUGUUCCAGGACACCAUCGCAGCUGCAAAUAAUGAAACAGACUUAUUUUGCAAGAUUUGGUACUUAUCUUGAACACGACAUUGGUCACCAGACAUCCAGCGAUCACCAGAAGCUUUUACUUGCCUACGUGGGGAUUCCUCGCUAUGAAGGUCCUGAGGUUGAUCCUACUAUAGUGACACAUGAUGCAAAGGACUUGUACAAAGCUGGUGAGAAAAAGCUGGGCACAGAUGAGAAGACCUUCAUCCGCAUUUUUACUGAACGCAGUUGGGCCCACUUGGCAUCGGUUGCUUCUGCUUACCAUCACAUGUAUGACCGUAAAUUAGAGAAGGUUAUCAAGGGUGAAACAUCUGGAAACUUUGAAGUUGCACUUUUAACUAUCCUUAGAUGCGCAGAGAAUCCAGCGAAGUAUUUCGCUAAGGUCUUACGAAAGGCCAUGAAAGGUCUAGGUACUGAUGACAGAACACUUGUAAGGGUUGUGGUAACGAGGACUGAGAUUGAUAUGCAAUAUAUCAAGGCAGAGUACUACAAGAAAUACAAGAAGCCGUUAGCCGAGGCUAUCCAGUCCGAAACAUCAGGAAACUAUCGGACAUUCCUUCUUUCGCUUGUUGGUCAUGGCCAUUAGGCUCUGUUUCCACCAUGGGACAUAAUAAUUCCAUCACUCCGCCCUAAAUGCAGUGACCUACCUGGAAAAUGUAUGAUGUCGCCAUUUCUGUUGUGAACUUGUCUAACUGCCGGCUAUGGUAUGCUUGUUUAAACCGUUCGUGUAUAUAAUUUGGAUCUGGGGGUUUUGGUUGGAAAAUUCUGGACGAGGCACUAGAACGAAUGCUGGUUACAGUGGGUUGGCUUGUGUCUCCAAUAAAACCAAGAUGUGAUGUCA
Messenger RNA from Phragmites australis (common reed), 1365 nucleotides. RefSeq names its product annexin D5-like. The record is from RefSeq and is a predicted model, not a curated record. The transcript has 7 exons. Gene Ontology annotation, cellular component: cytoplasm. The coding region runs from base 160 to 1110 and encodes 316 amino acids. Gene Ontology annotation, molecular function: calcium ion binding; calcium-dependent phospholipid binding. Lineage: Eukaryota; Viridiplantae; Streptophyta; Magnoliopsida; Poales; Poaceae.